UGGUCUAAGCUGGCGGCGCAGAGUUGAGUUUACUCGGGUGCGACGGGCCCUAUUGAAGGCCCCCAGGAGCCAGGGGGAAGCUGUGGGGGUAACCAGGAGGGGCUCCUGGCGCUCUUGGCGCUGCGGUAUUCGGGAGUCCCCCUACCCGGGAGCGUUCCCCCCUUUGCCCGGCUCCUGGAGCUCUCCGGCCGCCGGCCCGCUCCCGGAAGCGGUGGCACCUGGUAACAAAGAGCCUGCCAGGCCUCCGCUGCCCGGGCUGCGGGACCGAGGAGUCCCGAGGAGCUGCUGGGAGUGAGCGCUAGUCAGGCCAUGAGGCCAGGUUUGCGGCGGUGAGAGGCGGCCGGCGGCCGAGGCGCUGGUGCGGGCCGGGAAACCAGUGCCUCCUUCCUUGCCGCCCAUCGGUUUCGGGGCGCAGGUGCCUCUACUCUCUGGGCCGCUCCACCUGGAAAGGCGGCUUCACGACGGCGGCACCUGGCCUUCGGCUGAAGGGACCGACGGUCUGCCUCGGGCUGCGAACCGCGGGUUUUUCUGCGGGACUCAGAGAGGACCUGGCUCUUCCGCGAGGGUUCCUGCUGCUUUGUGUAAAGAAGCUGGGGAAGCCUGACGGGUUUCGUUUUUAGUAAAAAGUUUUUAUAAGUCUCCAUUUUUGGAAAUUUUUGCAGCGUUUGAAGUACUCUACCUCUUCGCAUCCUUUCUCCUGCUCCUUGAGUCUUUUUUUCUUUCUCAGCGGUAAACAUUUUUACUAUUGGAGCAGACGAGGGAUGAACAUUUUGUAAUUGAAAGUGUAACUGUUAAAACCUCGUGGAGCUAGUAGUCAAGAUGGACAAAAAGUCCUUUGAAACGGUGCUGGAUGAAAUUAGAAAGGCUGUUUUGACUGAAUAUAAAUUAAAAGCGAUUGAAUAUGUGCACGGAUAUUUCUCUAGUGAACAGGUGGUUGAUUUACUGAGAUAUUUCUCCUGGGCUGAGCCUCAGUUGAAGGCAAUGAAAGCAUUACAGCAUAAAAUGGUGGCUGUUCACCCAGCAGAAGUGGUCAAUAUACUCAACUGUUUCACCUUCAGUAAAGACAAACUAGUUGCUCUUGAACUGUUAGCUUCAAACAUUGUCGAUGCACAGAAUUCUCGUCCCAUUGAAGAUUUGUUCAGGAUAAAUAUGUCUGAGAAGAAACGGUGCAAGAGAGUGCUGGAACAGGCUUUUAAGGGAGGCUGCAAAGCUCCUCAUGCUAUGAUAUCUUCUUGUGGAACGAUCCCAGGAAAUCCAUAUCCCAAAGGAAAACCUAGUCGCAUAAAUGGAAUUUUCCCAGGAACCCCUUUGAAGAAAGACGGUGAAGAAUGUACCAAUGAAGGCAAAGGAAUCGCUGCAAGGAUUCUCGGGCCAUCCAAACCACCUCCUUCAACCUACAAUCCACAUAAACCAGUUCCUUAUCCAAUACCUCCGUGCCGGCCACACGCAACCAUUGCACCCAGUGCUUAUAACAAUGCCGGUCUGGUACCAUUAGCCAAUGUCAUAGCUCCAGGUGUGCCCCCACCACCUCCAUACACUCCGAAUCCAGGAGCAACAGAAAAUGAAGACCUUUCCAAUCAAUCAAAACCCACACAGAACCAAACAUUUUCUACCCCAGCAAGUCAGCUCUUUUCUCCUCAUGGCUCUAAUCCUUCAACACCUGCUGCAACUCCCAUUCCUACGGCCUCCCCAGUCAAGGCUGUAAACCACCCAUCAGCAUCCGCAACUGCCACGGUCUCUGGGAUGAACAUGCCAAGUACUGUCCUUCCAGUGUUCCCGGGGCAGGUCUCCGCAGCCGUUCACACCCCGCAGCCAUCGACGCCCAAUCCAACAGUUAUCAGAACCCCUUCCUUGCCGGCCGCACCCUUAGCUUCCGUCCACAGCACAACAUCUGCUCCCGUUCCUUCAGUGUUUUCUGGCCUCGUUCCACUGCCAGGUCCCUCUGCUGCUCCUACCGCAGCCCCUCAGGCCACAUCUAUACCUCGGGCCACCGCUUCCAAUGAAACCUUUGCUUCUACUUCGCCGCCGUUCACUAGCCUCCCCUUUUCUGCCACCUCUACUGCUGCUUCUACCAACAACCUCAAUUCCGCUGCACUGUCAUCGGUUUUUGCGGGUCUCCCCUUGACCUUAACACCGACAUCCCAAGGUGUGACCAACCCAACUCCUGUGAUCGCCUGUGGUUCUGCUCCCACUGUUGCUUGUCCGCUUGGCGUAAAUAACCCCCUUCUGUCUGCUUUAAAAGGCUUUCUCACGUCAAACGAUACCAAUCUAAUCAACUCCUCCGCUCUACCCUCGGCUGUUACCAGUGGGCUGGCUUCACUCCCCUCUCUCUCUAAUCAGAGCUCCGACCCUCCCGCGUCGGCAGCUGGCAAGUGCUACGCACCGCAGAGGUCCUCCACCCCGAGCCUGGCCCUGUUCCCAGGCCUACCCUCUCCCGCGGCCAACUCGGCCUCCACGCCGCCCAGCCUGCCCACGCAGUCUCCUCUGGCCGCGCCCGCGGCCUCAGUGGCCUCGGGAACCGGUGGCUCCGCGGCAACCCUGCUGCCCGGCCCCCACGCGGGCAGCUCAGACCUGCGCGCCCCGUCCACUCCCGCGCCCGCCGUCACCACCCUGCCCGUCAUGAUCAAAACCGAGCCCACCAGUCCCACGCCGUCGGCCUUCAAGGGCCCGUCCCACCCCGUGCCCCCUUCUCCCGGCACCCUGGGCCUGUCGGGGACACUGGGCCGGGCGUACACGUCGGCCUCCGUGCCCAUCACCUUACCGUCCUGCCUUAACCCGGCGUUAUCGGGCCUGUCCAGCCUGAGCGCGCCCCUGAACGUCUCCAACCCGCUCUCCUCCAUCUCUCUGCCCCCGCACGGCUCCUCCACCCCCAUCACCCCGGUCUUCACCGCCCUGCCUCCUUUCACGUCCCUGACCAACAACUUCCCUCUGCCUGGCAACCCGGCCGCCUCCCUGCCCGGGGCGCUGAUUGCCACCUCGGCUGCGCCCACCACCUCCUCUGCGCUCCCGCACCCCAGCUCCUCGGCUGCUGCGCUCUCAGGACUCUCGGCCCCCGCACCCGCCUCGGCUGCCGCCUUCCCGCUCAACCUGUCCACCGCUGUCCCCUCCCUUUUCUCGGUGGCACAAGGACCUCUGCCAGCCUCCACUCCCUCCUACCCCAGCUUCUCCGUCUCCGGCGCCCCCGCACUGCCCUCGUUUCCAGGGCUGCAGGCGGCUACCUCCCAGGCGGCCACCGCCCCUUCGCCAGCUCCUGUCCUCCCGGGAUUCGCGUCCGCCUUCAGUUCCAAUUUCAACUCGGCUCUGGUGGCACAAGCUGGUUUAUCCUCUGGACUUCAAGCUGCAGGCAGUUCUGUGUUUCCAGGACUUUUGUCCCUCCCUGCCAUCCCCGGGUUUUCUCAGAAUCCCACGCAGUCAUCCUUGCAGGAGUUACAGCAUAAUGCAGCUGCACAGUCAGCCUUGUUACAGCAGGUCCAUUCAGCUUCUGCUCUGGAUAGCUAUCCAGCUCAGCCAGAUGGGUUUCCUAGCUAUCCUUCAACACCAGGAACACCGUUUUCUCUGCAACCAGGCCUGUCCCAGAGUGGGUGGCAGUGAAUAUAUUUCCAUGCAUAUUCGCUUUCGGAGCAACAUCAGAAUUGCCUGAGGACUGCAGUGAACAAUCUGACAAAUGUGAGGUUGGCCGAAAGUCAGGAAAUGAGGACGAGGAUAAUCCUGGGGAAAUGGGGAUAAGAGUUUUAAAAAUAGGGUUGCAUUUUUUAAAAAUGGUUUUAACUUUGAACACUCCCCUAUGUAAAUAUGCUGACAGUAAAUUGUAUGGAGAAUAGUAUUAAAAAGUGUUGAGGGACUCUUUACCUCCCACCCUAUGAGAUUUUGAGUCGUGUAUGUGAUCUAUGUAGGAGGAAUACUAAAGAGGAGGUUGAACUCUUUAUAGCCAAACACAGCCUUAAAUCUGCUUGUAAAGCAUCCAUGGACAGAAGUAAUAGUUGUGCCUCAGACUUACGGGUUGCAUGUGGCCCUGGGGGAGUUCCGACCCUGGGUUUGCAUGAGCGGUUCCCAUUAGCAGCGCAGGAACUCAGCAUCCAUGCUCCAUAGGUAUCCACAAAAGGGAACUUGAGGCCCACAGUUAUUUUUAAUUCCUGACAUUACUGACCAUACAUAGACUGCUGAAUUUAAUUCAAUGUAUUUCAGGUAAGUGAAAAUGGUGCUCAAUAUAGUCUGUAGGAUGACUUUCAGGUGUUUUCAACUAAAAAAAAAAUACUUAUAUCCAGAACUACUUUCUUACAGAAAUACAAGUGAGGCUUGUGAUAAUUUGCCUUCAGAACUUAAUCUCAGCAGCAUCCAAAUGAGUGAGGAAUGUUUGACUGACCCUUGGGCCACCUCUAUUACUCUUUGUGCUCUGGAAGCUCUUGGUGAAUGUUUACAAUCAUGGGAUGUAGUAUUUCUAUUUGUACUUAAAAUCAAAUGCUUAUCUAAAAUAAUUAUGUGACAACAAGAUAGAGAAGACUUGCUCUGUUAGUAAAUAUGCAGUGUGUACUCCUUUUUUUUUGUGUGUGUGUCUUUUCGCCAUUUUCUUGGGCUGCUCCCGCAGCGUAUGGAGGUUCCCAGGCUAGGGGUCAAACCGGAGCUGCAGCCACCGGCCUACGCCAGAGCCACAGCAACGCGGGAUCCAAGCUGCAUCUGCAACCUACACCACAGCUCACGGCAACGAGAUCCUUAACCCCCUGAGCAAGGCCAGGGAUCGAACCCGCAACCUCAUGGUUCCUAGUCGGAUUUGUUAACCACUGAGCCACGAUGGGAACUCCGCAGUGUGUACUCUAUUUAAGGAUCUGUGGUAGUAUAUGAUCGAAUGUCAUUAUUUUAAGUAAAAUAACUGCCACGUUUAGGGGGACAGGGGAGUAGGGAGAAUGAUUUCCAAUCCUGUGAUUAAAAAUGUAAACUAUUGAAUCUACUGUAGUACAUUUCAGCAUCUAGAGGUUUUACUUUUAUAAAGAUGGUGUCUGGAAGAUGUUGCUAAUGUAUUUUCCUUCCACAUGGGGAACAAACUUUUUAAGUCUAUUGAUAAAUAUUCCUGUAUGGUUAGUUUUUAACAAUUUUUUAAAAUAAACUUUAUGGAUAUGAUAGAUA
This is a messenger RNA of Sus scrofa (pig), 5121 nucleotides long. RefSeq names its product proline and serine rich 1 (gene PROSER1). The record is from RefSeq and is a predicted model, not a curated record. NCBI's taxonomy places the organism in Eukaryota, Metazoa, Chordata, Mammalia, Artiodactyla, Suidae.